UUAGUUAAUUUAUAAUCACUUCUAGCCUUUUGAAAAACCUCAUUAAAUAAUUGUGAAAAUGAUUCGACUAGAUCUCGGCAGAACUCUUUGAAAAAGCUUUCUAAAAAGUCAAAAAGAUAUCGGAUCGAGCCGAGCCCUAAUUACAACCAUUAAAAAGGGUGCUCUGAGCAGAUUCUCAAAUCACCCAAAUAGUAGAUGUAGAAGAGGCUCCUCAUAUUAUAACAAGUUAAAAUUUCAUUCUAAAAUCGGAAGCCUUUCAGAAUAUAACAGACAUAACCCUAUCUUUAUUAACAAAUAUAUUCCCCCAAUUAACACGUUUUAAUGGGAGUCAUCUUUUAAAUAUUUUCAAGUCCUCCUCUGAACAAAUUAAUGGACAUGUAGCCGUCCAAAUUGAAAAACGUUCGGACAACAUGACUUCUAUUGAAAUUGGAGAGAUUGACGACUCCGAACCAACAAAAAUAAUUGACGAAAAUUCUCAACAUUUAUUUGGUGUUGGCACUCCUCCAAGCAGUAGAUGCGAGGAGAAGUUGAAAAAUGGGCAUCAUUCUGUUAAAAAUGGAGGAGGGAAAAUUACUAAUGGAGUAGCUGGGAAAGGAGGAAGAGGAGUUGAACAUGUCGAAAAUUCUAAGCAUGUAAUAGCUGAUGGGCCUGUUUAUUCAACUGAUUCUUCUGUUAAACCGCCUCAUCCAAUUGCCGCCCCUAGAACUACUCCUAGACCCGAACGGCGGUACUCACCCCCUCAACCAUUAGAAAUUUAUCAUCCUUCCCAACUACAACAGGCAAUUUUUUUAAAGUUUGAAAGAAUGGGGUAUGAUCCAAGCCCGCUUUCUCUCCAAUCAGACUCUACUCAAUCAAGAACUAGUCUUUACAAAAGUCGAGAUUCCGAAAAGAGUAUUUUUGCUUUAAAUGCAAAAGAAGCCCGCCAAUUAAUUUGUUAUAGAAAAAAAGAUCCUCGUUUGGCUGAACAAAUGUCUUUGGAAGAAAAACAUCGACUAAUAAUGGAGCUUUGA
Meloidogyne enterolobii is the source of this 1010-nucleotide messenger RNA. Lineage: Eukaryota; Metazoa; Nematoda; Chromadorea; Rhabditida; Meloidogynidae. The record is from the annotation of a GenBank genome assembly.